CCCACGGAGCCGAUACCACGCCACUUGCCGCUCUCGCCAGCCUCUUGCACGACGUUAUACGCGACCCUAAACGAUCGUCGCCUAAACGAUCUCUUUCCCUCGACUCUUAGCAAACGAAAGUAACAGUAACGGCCAACUAAGAUGUGUGACGAUGAUGUUGCGGCACUAGUCGUGGACAAUGGAUCCGGUAUGUGCAAGGCUGGAUUUGCAGGGGAUGAUGCACCGCGUGCUGUGUUUCCUAGCAUCGUCGGCCGCCCUCGUCAUCAGGGUGUGAUGGUCGGUAUGGGUCAAAAGGACAGCUAUGUUGGCGACGAGGCGCAAAGUAAGAGAGGUAUAUUGACAUUAAAGUAUCCUAUAGAACAUGGUAUUAUUACUAAUUGGGACGACAUGGAGAAGAUCUGGCAUCACACCUUCUACAAUGAAUUGCGUGUUGCACCAGAGGAACAUCCUGUUCUUCUCACUGAAGCACCCUUAAAUCCAAAAGCUAAUCGCGAGAAGAUGACGCAAAUUAUGUUUGAAACCUUCAAUAGCCCGGCCAUGUACGUCGCUAUCCAGGCCGUCCUUUCCUUAUACGCUUCCGGUCGUACCACCGGUAUUGUUCUUGACUCCGGUGACGGUGUCUCUCACACCGUACCUAUCUACGAAGGUUACGCCCUUCCUCAUGCCAUCCUCCGUCUGGACUUGGCUGGUCGCGAUCUUACUGAUUACCUCAUGAAGAUCCUCACCGAAAGAGGUUAUAGCUUCACUACUACGGCCGAGCGAGAAAUCGUCCGCGACAUCAAAGAAAAGCUCUGCUAUGUCGCUCUGGAUUUCGAACAGGAAAUGGCCACCGCUGCCGCUAGCACCUCCCUUGAGAAAAGCUACGAGUUACCUGAUGGUCAGGUCAUUACCAUCGGUAACGAGAGGUUCCGUUGUCCUGAAGCUCUUUUCCAGCCUUCCUUCUUAGGUAUGGAAUCCUGUGGUAUUCACGAGACUGUCUACAACUCUAUCAUGAAGUGUGAUGUUGAUAUCCGCAAGGAUCUUUAUGCUAACACUGUCCUUUCUGGUGGUACCACCAUGUAUCCCGGUAUCGCCGAUCGUAUGCAGAAGGAAAUCACUGCCCUUGCGCCCUCAACCAUCAAGAUCAAGAUCAUCGCUCCCCCCGAGAGGAAGUACUCUGUAUGGAUCGGUGGUUCUAUUCUGGCUUCCCUGUCCACGUUUCAACAGAUGUGGAUUUCCAAACAGGAGUACGACGAAUCUGGUCCUGGCAUCGUCCACCGCAAGUGCUUUUAAAGACACGUGUCCAGAAUCAAUCAUGUUCACCAAUCACAUUUAUCCUUCAUCACGAUUCUUCUUUGUCUCUUCUUUAUCUCCUUCUCAA
This is a messenger RNA of Trachymyrmex septentrionalis, 1360 nucleotides long. Its product is annotated as actin, muscle. Lineage: Eukaryota; Metazoa; Arthropoda; Insecta; Hymenoptera; Formicidae. The transcript has 3 exons. The record is from RefSeq and is a predicted model, not a curated record. Gene Ontology annotation, biological process: mitotic cytokinesis. The coding region runs from base 142 to 1272 and encodes 376 amino acids.